Molecule: messenger RNA, 2025 nt
Organism: Drosophila persimilis
Lineage: Eukaryota; Metazoa; Arthropoda; Insecta; Diptera; Drosophilidae
Product: synaptic vesicle glycoprotein 2B
Exons: 9
Coding region: 145-1833 (562 amino acids)
Biological process (GO): transmembrane transport
Molecular function (GO): transmembrane transporter activity
Source: RefSeq, a predicted model, not a curated record
GGAUCUUCUCUACGACCUCUGAGAUUAAUUGUGAUAGUGCUUUUCAAUUAAGAACUCAUACAUCGUAUUAAUUGAACAAUUGAGAACAUUCAAGUGCAGCUUAAUAAGAAAUUCAUACAGUGAUCGGCAGAUAUACGCAUAAAGAUGUCGGAAAAGUAUAUUGAACGUGUGGAUCCAGCGAAAAGUAAAGAACCAGACGUGGACAACGACACGGAUGGUGAUUCGAACAGCACGGCUGAGGCCUCACCCACGCCCAAAGAGGAUGCACCAGCGGACUUCGAUAAGGCCAUCGAGGCGGCUGGCUUCGGGAUCUUCAAUCUUCUGCUGCUCUUCGUUUCGAUACCCGCCCAGAGUGCGGCCAUUUUCGAGUCCAGUUCCAUGUCGUUUAUCCUGCCGGUGGCCGAGUGCGAUCUCCGUCUGACUCUCGAGGACAAGGGUGUCCUGAAUGCGGUGGCCUAUGCCGGCAUGACCAUAUCGGCCAUUGCCUGGGGCUAUCUGGCCGACACCAAAGGACGUAAGAAGAUCCUCUACUGGGGCUACCUGAUCGAUGCCGUUUGUGUCUUUGGCAGUGCGCUCAGUCAGAACUUUAUGAUGCUGGUGGUCUUCAAGUUUCUCGGUGGAUUAGUGGUAAAUGGUCCCGCAGCUGUUCUGUUUACCUACCUGACGGAGAUGCAUGGACCCAAGCACAGAUCUUCAGUUCUAAUGAUUGUUGGGAUGGUUACAUCCACGGCAACCGUCUCACUGCCUCUGCUGGCCUGGGGCAUCUUUCCCAGGGACUGGGACUUUGAAAUCGUGGGUCUCACAAUUCACAGUUGGCAAAUCUUUUUGUUUGUCUUGGGCAUCCCAAGUCUUGUGAGUGGUUUGAUAUUUUGUGCCAUGCCAGAGAGUCCACGCUUUCUGAUGGCCCAAGGACGCACGGAGGAGGCUUUGCAGGCCUUCCAGCAUAUCUAUCAUGUGAAUACGCGCAAGCCCAAGGAUACCUAUCCAAUCAAGGUACUCGUGCAAGAGGCGCCCAAUCGCAAGGCCAACCAGGACGAGGUCAUCUACACCAUUGAGGAGAAAACCGGCGAGAAAGUGCCGCAGAAGCCUCAGUCGCGCACUCUGAUGGAGAGUCUCCGCGCUGGCUUUGGCCAAAUGAAGCCUCUGGCUCACAAGCCCCUGCUCAGCCUCUCCCUGCUGCUGUACAUCAUGCAAUUCAGCAUCUUCCUGGGCAUGAACACCAUCCGUUUGUGGCUGCCGCAGCUGUUUGCCUCCAUGGCGGAGUACGAGGCGGAGUUCAGUGGGGCCACUGCCAGCAUGUGCACCAUUCUCGAGUUUAGCGUCAAUAAAACAGCUGAGACUGCCUUAGAUUACGCCAAUGCCUGUUCCCAGCCAAAGGAGAUUUCCAUGGACAUGUAUAUAAACAACAUCAUUGUCUCGGCCUGCGGCUUCGUUGGUUACUUCUUUGCGGGUGGCCUUCUGAAGGCAUUAGGCCCCAAACGUCUGAUGACCUAUGGUCUGUAUCUUUCUGGAGCAUUUGGCAUGCUGCUUUACUUCUCGGUCAGCAGCAUGAUGACUCUUUUCGUCUCUGCCACAUUUCUGACCAUCACCGGCAUAGCAGUCUCCUCUCUGUUGGGUGCAGUGGUGGCCCUAUUUCCCACCCAACUCAGAACUGUUGUCGUGGCCAUAGCCAUGAUGUGCGGCCGCUUUGGUGCCUUGUCGGGUAAUCUGCUCUUUCCGGUCUUCAUUCAGAUCGGUUGUUUGCCUCCCUUUAUAAUGGUAUCAUCGGUGCUGCUGUUGGCUGGCACACUCUCCAUAUUCGUGCCCAAUCCGGCAAAGGCUGCCUUUUCUUAAGGAAUUGUGUUUAAAUUAUGGCUUAAGGACACAUCAAGUGGUUGAAGCUGCCACUGAAUUGUAACUUAAUCUUAGGAAAAUUUAGUUGUACAAAUUAGCAAUUAUUGGGGGCUUAAGACAAUGUCUGUAACUAUUUAUAUUUACCUUAGGAAAACCCAUUCAAAUAUACAUACAUAUGUAUUUAUCUGCAUA